UUGUUCUUAAAUACGUCUUAUUUUGAGGUUCGUUUGACUCCCCUACUUUCAGAACUUACCGAAGCUCAAUGGGCAGAGGUUGAAGCAGUUCUCAGGUCUGGAGCUUCGGACACUGUUUUGGUAGAAAAUUUCCGCAUGGCUGUGACCCGGAAAGAGCUUCUAACAUUGACGGCGUCGAAUUGGCUCAGUGACAUGGUCAUCAACUUCUACAUGCAGCUUCUCUAUCAUCGCAGUCAGAAUCAGUCAGAUGAGCAAACGAGACGACCGUUACCUCGUAUUGCCGUUCUGUCAACAUUUUUCUACGCCAAACUUGUGUCGAAUACCGGCGGAGGAUACAGCGGUGUGCGUCGAUGGUCUCGGCAGUUGAAACUGCUCGAUCAAGAUCUGGUCCUCAUUCCGAUCCAUGAUCGCGGAAUGCAUUGGUGUCUAGCGUGUAUUGACUUUCGCUCUAAAACAAUCACAUAUUACGAUUCAAUGGGCUCCGGAAAUGACCGGUGUCUUCAAGCUCUGAAGAGCUAUCUGGAAGAUGAGUGUCAAGAUAAAAAAGGCCAAUCACUUCCCGAUUCGUCCAGCUGGAAACUAGUGAAUACCGAGGUGAGUUAA
This is a messenger RNA of Echinostoma caproni, 603 nucleotides long. Lineage: Eukaryota; Metazoa; Platyhelminthes; Trematoda; Plagiorchiida; Echinostomatidae. The record is from the annotation of a GenBank genome assembly.